UUUCAUGAUGCUCCUCAUGGUUCCUCCCUCCCAAGCACCACGGCCAGGCAAUGGGCUCUCGCCGUCGUCGUCCGACCGCCGCCCUAGUCCUCGCGUCGUUGCUAUGCCUCUACCUCGCGCAGCCGCGCGGGGCCUUCUCGCUCUCCUUCAGCCUCGACUUCUCCGACGCCAGCGCCGGUUCGUCGAUCGUUGUGGCCGGCGACGCACUCGUCAGUCCACCGGCGCUCCAGCUGACGAGAAACAGCCGGGCGUCGCACCGGUACAAAGUGCCGCUGUGGAACGGUGCCACCGGCGAGGUGGCUAGCUUCGCCACCGCCUUCUCCUUCCGGAUCACCCCAGACAAGGACAAGGACAGCCCGCCGCAGCAGCCAGGCGGUAGGAUGGCCUUCUUCCUCGGCCAUCUCCCUUCCGUGGACGUCCCGCGCAGCAGCAGCGCCGGCGCCGGCCCGGCCAUCCUGACGGUAGGAUUUGACGCUUUCCUCAACCAUGUCGGCAUCUACAUCAGCUCCGGCAAUUCCACAGCGCCCGCGCACACGACGGCGACAUGGCCGGGCAAGAACCUCACGGCGUCCAGUGUCAUGGAGGCCACCGUGAAAUACCACAACGACUCCAGGACGCUGGCUGCUGCUCUACUCAUCGACGGCGCCAUAUACCAGGCCAAUGCAACCGUUGAUCUGCGCAGAAAUCUGCCGGAGGAGGUCGCGGUCGGCUUCUCUGCCGCCGCCUUUGCCAGGAUGCACCGGAUACGGUCGUGGUCGUUCGGUUCCACUCUGCUGGAGUCCAAGCGGGAGGCAUCUCCUCCGCCUGCCGAACCUCCUCUCCCAACCAGCAGCUACAACCACAAGAAGAUAGCAUUAGUCCUACUAUUCCUAGGGACGAUCACGACGAGGUGUGUCCGAAUAGGAUUUCAGUUUGGAUUCAAGACAUCGCCGGGUCGGGUCGUGUUACCUUGGCUAUCCUAGCCUAGUUUUUUUACAUGCACGUAAAGAACUUUAAUUGGAUUUCAGUCUCGCUGUAAAAAAGCCCGUGAGAAAUAAAGAAAGAAACAAGGACGUGGCUGGAGAGCGCCGAGGCCUCGUGUGUUGCCUGGAGCGCAUAGCCGUAUAUAGUAA
Molecule: messenger RNA, 1112 nt
Organism: Triticum aestivum (bread wheat)
Lineage: Eukaryota; Viridiplantae; Streptophyta; Magnoliopsida; Poales; Poaceae
Product: non-seed lectin
Exons: 1
Coding region: 51-962 (303 amino acids)
Molecular function (GO): carbohydrate binding
Source: RefSeq, a predicted model, not a curated record